AAAUAAUAUUUAUAUAUAUAUAUACUCACUGCUCGUAUUACGUUUUGUGAUCAAUUAAUUAAGUUUAUCACACCUCUUCCACCAGAAUCACCUCAAUCCAAUCGAUUACACAAUAUACAAUAUGAAUAAGUUACUAAUAUUUAUUAUUGUUUGUGCUCUUUCCCUUGUUGCUCGGAUUGCAGCAGCAGCAGCCGCGGGAGAUUCUUCUGAUGACAUGAGAUUCAGCGGGAUCUCUGGUGACCUUAAAGUCGAUGGAGAUCAAACAGAAGACAGCUGGCACCAUGAUCACGACGACGAUGAUGAUUAUGAUGAUGAUGACGAUGACGAUGACGACGACGACGAUGAUGAUGAUGAUGAUGAAUGGGAGGCGAGGUCUUGCAGCUGGAGUCGGAGGUCCUGGGUUGAGCGUGGGAACAGAGUUCUUGUGAAUGUGGAUGCAUUUGGUGCUGUUGGAGACGGAGCAUCCGAUGAUACGCAGGCCUUUGUGAAUGCUUGGAAACAAGCUUGUUCUACACCAAAAUCAGUUCUGUUGGUUCCUCAAGGGCGUCGGUAUCUGCUCAAUGCAACCAGGUUUAGAGGACCUUGUGCUGAUAAGUUGAUUGUCCAGAUCGAUGGGGGUAUUGUGGCACCAGAUGAGCCAAAGAAUUGGGACCCCAAGAAUCCACGCAACUGGCUCACCUUUACCAAUUUGACCAAUGCCCGUUUCCAAGGAAAGGGUGUCAUUGAUGGGGUGGGUCACAAAUGGUGGGCAGCAUCUUGCAAGAAGAACAAGUCCAAUCCAUGCAGAGGAGCUCCCACGGCAUUGACCAUCGAUUCGAGCUCAGCUAUAAGGGUGAAGGGCAUCACAAUCCAAAACGGGCAGCAGAUGAACUUUGUUGUUUCUCGGUCCGACUCAGUGCGUUUGAUCAAUCUUAAAGUUUCAGCUCCUGAGGACAGUCCCAACACUGAUGGCAUCCAUAUUUCUGACUCCACUGAUGUCAUUCUCCAGACCUGCAAAAUUGGAACUGGAGAUGACUGCAUCUCAAUUGUGAAUGGUAGCUAUGGAAUAAAGAUGAAGAACAUAUAUUGUGGGCCCGGCCAUGGAAUCAGCAUAGGAAGCCUGGGAAAGGACAACUCCAUCGGCAUAGUUGAGAAAGUGGUGCUGGAAAAAGCGUUCCUCAGAGGUACAACCAAUGGCCUUCGAAUCAAGACUUGGCAGGGAGGGUCUGGGCAUGUGAGGUCGGUCCGGUACCAGAACGUCAGGAUGGAUGAUGUCUCAAACCCCAUCAUCAUAGACCAGUUCUACUGCGAUUCUCCAACUGCCUGUCAAAAUCAGAGUUCGGCGGUGGAAAUAAGCUCAAUCAUGUACCGCAACAUAACCGGGAAUUCGAGAAGCCAGAAGGCAAUGAAAUUUGCAUGCAGCGACAGCGUUCCCUGCACCAACAUUGUUCUCAACAACAUCAACUUACGCAGCAGCGACGGCUCUGUGGAGACAUACUGCCACGCCGCUGCAGGCUUCGGCUACGGUUAUGUUCAGCCUUCAGCUGACUGCCUUUCCUCAUCUUCCCAAGACCACCACAAGUUAGCAGCAGCAGAUCAUCACACCCACACCCACACCGAACUAUAAUCAAUUAAGCACCUACCUCAUUCAAUUCAAUAAUUACACACGCACAUAUAUACCUUCGAUUCAGUUAGUAAAAUAUAUACAAUUAAUUAUAUAUAUACAUAUGAUUGUAUUUCCUUGGAGUUUGUUUAAUUAGGCUGCUGCUGCUGGCUCCCUGAGCUAGAGAUUGAUUAGACAUUAUCUGAUUAAUUAUCAUAAUGUAUACAUGCAUAUGCAGGCGAUUGUGUUUUUAAGCCACGGAGUUAAUGAAUGUGCGCGCGAGGGAUUCAUUCA
Molecule: messenger RNA, 1876 nt
Organism: Andrographis paniculata
Lineage: Eukaryota; Viridiplantae; Streptophyta; Magnoliopsida; Lamiales; Acanthaceae
Product: probable polygalacturonase At1g80170
Exons: 9
Coding region: 122-1606 (494 amino acids)
Biological process (GO): carbohydrate metabolic process
Molecular function (GO): polygalacturonase activity
Source: RefSeq, a predicted model, not a curated record